AUGAGAAAGCAUGGGCCGGAGAGAGCGGUAACGAACCCUUCCCUCGCCCCACGCACGGGGCUCCCUCUGAACAGAACAGCGUCUAACCGACUCCCCCGCGGCGAGAAAACAGAUAUCUUCCCCGUCAGCAAAUCGCUCGACUCGGCCCUGAAGAAGAACACCGCCUUCAUCAAGCGUCUGCGCACGGGCAUCAACGCCGCCUCGCAAGCGACCUUCCUAACCGACAUCCGCACCCUGUCGCUGCACAAAUACCUGUCGGAGAUCAUCUCGGCCUGCUACGAGGGGCUGUGCAAGCUCAAGUCCCCGGGCGAGAUCGCCACGGGCGUCGAGAUCACCAGCGCGCUGCACCAGCGCUUCGGCCCCGCCGAGUUCACCCGCCAGAUCGGCUGGCUGCUGGGCCGCGGCCUCAGCACUCCGGACAAGGGCCAGCUGAAGGCGCUGAGCCAGGAGGUGCGCGAGCGCGAAGAGAAGGAGCGCCUGUCGCGGCAUCGCGUGCUGCUGCGCGUCGUCACCGAGCUGUGGCUGGUCGGGGUGCUGCGCACGCUGGAUGACAUCGAGCGACCGGAGGAUGUGGGCGCAAAGGGCGUCAAGGACGGCGGCUUGGGUAUCGCCGGCAAGGACGGUCCGUCCAAGGUGAAAGCGGCUGCGCCGUCGGCGCCCCGCGACCACGACAAGGACGCUGAGCCGUUUCCGCUCGAGGUGCUCAAGGACCUGCUCGGGCAUGACCGCGACCAUGCUAACCUGCCGCUGGCUGUGUUGUUUGUGAAGAGCUUCAGCUGGGAUAUUCUGGGUGUCAAGCCGGCGGACGAGGGCCGGAAGACGGUCGAGGCGGAUGGAGCGACGACGUCGACGGACGCGGCGAACGGCGCAGGUGGAGAGGAUGCUGCGGAUGGGGCGGCAGUUGGUGACAACGACCCCCCGCUCACCCCGGAAAAGACCCAGCUGCGGUUCAAGAGUAUCCUCAACCGGUACCUGGAGGAUGUCAAGGCGCAUGUGGUCCGCGACCAGAGGGCGUUGGCGGCGCAGAGCCGGCGCAACGCGGAGGCGUACGUGAAGAGCGGGGAGAUAUUCGAGGAUCGCCAAGCCAACUUUGAGAAGCAGACCAAAUCACUGGAGAAGCUGAUCGCCAACACCCAGGUUCUGUGCGAGGCGCUGGGGGCGGAAAUGCCCGCCCUCGCCGAACAGGAGUCUGCGGAUGCUACGUCGAGCGGAGGGAUUGGCCUGGUGAAGACGUCCGAGUAUCUGAGAGGUCAGGGCGAGGGCGCUGGGAUCUGGGAGGACGAGGAGGAGCGGCGAUUCUACGAGAACCUGGUCGACCUUAAGGGUAAAGUCCCUGCGGUGCUGCUGGAGGACGGCAAGAAGAAGAAGGGCGAGGCGGACGAAGGCGCAAAGAAGAAGGACGGCGAGACAGCUGCGGAGCCUGCCGCAGAGAAGACUGAGCCGUCGGACGAGAAAGCGGCCGCAGACGCCGACGAUCAAUCUACGGCUAUUGCGAGCAGGACCGUUGGCGCGCAGGUGGAUGCGCUUCUGGCCAAACUGCCCGACCUGCAGACCAAGGACCAAGUCGAUCAGCUGGCUCUGGACUUUUGCUUUGUCAAUUCGAAGGCGUCGAGGAACAGGCUCAUCAAAGCGGUAUCGGACGUGCCCAAGGGGCGUAUCGACCUUUUGCCUCUGUACUCUCGUCUGGUGGCAACGCUCGGCCAGUAUCUUCCCGAUAUUCCCCAAGGGUUGACUACGUAUCUCGACGAGGAGUUCCGCAGCCUGCAGCGCCGCAAGUCCAAGGAAUUUCUUGGCCAGGUCCGCAUGAGCAACGUCCGCUACCUCGCCGAGCUGACCAAGUUUGGUGUCGUCCCGGAGCAUAUCAUCUUCCACUGCUUCAAGGUCUCGCUUGACGACUUUUCACGGGUGAACAUCGAGAUCAUCGGCCAUCUCUUGGAGAACUGCGGACGCUACUUACUCCGCAACCCGGAAACCUCGCCGCGAAUGGCCUCGUUCCUCGAGACGCUCGGACGUAAGAAGACCGUGCAGCAUCUGAGCCAGCAAGAGCGGAUGAUCAUCGAGAACGCCGUCUACUAUGUGGAUCCGCCCCCUCGGCCUGCGAUCCAGCAGAAGGAGCGCACGCCUAUGGAAUCCUUCAUUCGGAAGUUGAUCUAUCUGGACAUGAACAAGCGCAAUUACACGAAAAUACUCAAGUCGAUCCGGAAGCUUCACUGGGAGGAGCAAGAUGUUGUCUGCAUCCUGGAGCGCGUGUUCAGCAAGCCCGUCAAAGUGAAAUACGGCAACAUCCACCUGCUUGCAAUCCUGGUGAGCGCUCUGUAUAGGUAUCACCAGAAUUUCGUCAUCGGUGUUGUGGACAAUGUCCUUGAACAGAUUACGCUGGGACUGGAGCAGAACGACUUCAAGUUCAACCAGAAACGUAUCGCGGAAGUCAAGUACCUUGGAGAGCUCUACAACUACAAGAUGAUUGAUUCUCCUGUGGUCUUUGAUACGCUGUACCGCAUCGUCACGUUCGGCCAUGAAGGUGGAACGCCGAUGCCCGGGAAGCUGAACCCGCUGGAUCUGCCAGAUGACUUUUUCCGUGUUCGACUGGUGUGUACUCUGUUGGACACUUGCGGACAUUGCUUCGAUCGUGGGUCUGCAAAGAAGAAGUUGGACUUCUUCUUGACUUUCUUCCAGUACUAUAUGUUCACCAAGGACCCGUUACCUAUGGACAUCGAUUUCCUCGUCAAGGACACAUACUCAAUGACUCGUCCACAGUGGAAGUUGGCCACCGAUUUGGAAGAAGCCACUGCGUUGUUCAGUGAGGCUGUGGCCCAGAACUUCAAGACGCAAGACUCCGAGCGACCUGUGGAACCCGACGAAGACGACGCUGAGAGCAGUUCAUCGGAUGAUGACCUAGAGGAAGACGCCAUGCCCGAGGUAGACGAAGAGCAGGAAUCCAGCGACGAGGCUGAGGCAUCUGCCCCCAACGCCGAGCACAAUGACGAGAGCGAUUCCGAAGAAGAACAGAUCUUCGUCACCCGCCAGGAAGAGGAGCGCGACCCGGAAGCCGAAGCCGAGUUCGAUCGGGAGUUUGAGAAGAUGAUGUCCGAGAGUUUGGAGUCUCGCAAGUUUGAGCGCAAGGGGAUUUUCGAUAUCCCGCUGCCAAUGCGGCGCUCUGCCCGUGAGGGUAGCGCCGCCGAGAAUCCCGCAAAUGAGCAAGCCGAGGCACCUCAGAGGACCAUGGCGUUUUCGUUGAUGACCAAGAAAGGAAACAAGCAGCAGACACGUACCAUCGAUCUGCCGUCUGACUCCAGCUUUGCGGUUGCGAUGCGCAGCCAGCAACAAGCGGAUCGCGAAGAGCAGCAGCGCAUCAAGAGUCUGGUCCUUAAUUACGAGAUGACCAACGAGACUGAAACUAGUGAUGGCCUCGAGAAACGCCCGGCACGGGAUGCCCGCCUGGACAAAUCUGGCGCCAACCGCUCCGCAUUUCGUUCACGGAAACUCCAGCUCAGCGACGUCAACUGGUAG
This is a messenger RNA of Aspergillus terreus NIH2624, 3510 nucleotides long. RefSeq names its product regulator of nonsense transcripts 2. Gene Ontology annotation, cellular component: cytoplasm; exon-exon junction complex. The record is from RefSeq and is a predicted model, not a curated record. The transcript is spliced from 7 exons. Bases 1 to 3510 code for a protein of 1169 amino acids. Lineage: Eukaryota; Fungi; Ascomycota; Eurotiomycetes; Eurotiales; Aspergillaceae. Gene Ontology annotation, molecular function: RNA binding; protein binding. Gene Ontology annotation, biological process: nuclear-transcribed mRNA catabolic process, nonsense-mediated decay.